UUAGGUUCUUCGGGAAGCCAUUUUGGAUUUUUUGAAAGAAUAGAAAGACGAAAUAAAAGCAAAAAAGGGUUACCAAAAUUUGGUAUUUUGGUGCCUUAGUAAUUUCGUAGCAUGCGUCUGUCAUUUCAGAUUCAAUAUUUAUAGCUAUGGCUGAUAGGCGAAAGCUACAAGGAGAAAUAGAUAGAUGUCUUAAAAAAGUAACAGAAGGUGUGGAGUCAUUUGAAGAUAUUUGGCAAAAGGUUCAUAGUGCUGCCAAUGCAAAUCAAAAAGAAAAGUAUGAAGCUGAUCUUAAAAGAGAAAUUAAAAAACUUCAGCGUCUGCGGGACCAUAUCAAGACGUGGUGUUCAAGUAGUGACAUUAAAGAUAAAAGAAUUUUGGUGGAAAACAGAAAGUUGAUAGAAACUCAAAUGGAGAGAUUUAAAAUCGUAGAACGAGAAACCAAAACAAAAGCUUACUCCAAAGAAGGACUUGGAGCAGCUGCCAAAAUGGACCCUCAUUCUAAGGAAAAGGGAGAUGUAACAAAUUGGUUAUCCCAAACAAUAGAGAAUCUGAAUUUACAGUUAGAACAGUUCGAAAGCAGGAUAGAACAGUUGACCACCAAGAAAAAGAAGAUGGACAAAGAUAAACAAGACAUAUUUGAAGAAUUAAAAGCUCAACAAGAUAAACAUUUGUUUCAUAUAAAACAGUUGGAAACCAUCAUGAGAAUGGUGGACAAUGAUGCUUUACCUAUUGAACAGAUCAAGAAAAUCAAAGAUGAUGUUGAGUAUUAUGUUGAUUGUAAUCAGGAUCCUGAUUUUGAAGAAAAUGAUUUCAUAUAUGAUGAGUUAGAUCUUGAAGACUUGGGUGCAGCUGUUUUAGCAUCCUCGCCACCAAAUGAUGACCAUUAUUCGGACAACAUUUCAGGCACUCCAACAUCAACAAACUCAAGUUCUCCUUCACCUAGUCCUAGUCUAUCUAUAAAUCAUUCCAAGGACAAUGAAGAAAAUGACAGGAAAAUUAAAAAGUCAAUCAAUGAUGAGAAAAAUAAAUCAAUUCCAUUGAUAUCAUCGCCAACGUCAACAAACUCCACAUCAUCUAAUACAUCCAGUAACCAUGGUAACAAUAACAAAGUAGUGACCACGCCUUCAAAAUUGUUUACAGGGAUUUCUCUAAAUGACAGUACAAACAGCAAUCAUCGCCAAGUUACUCCACCACCUUUAAUAACAAACUCAACGACGAUACAGCCAAGUAUGACAGAAAUAAAGAACUUACAAAACUCGUUAGAGCAUUCAGGAAUGUUGUCGACAAACUCAUCCUUAUUAACGAACUCUGUCUCAUUGAACUCUACAAUACCAAGAGCAUCGUCGCCGUCUUUGCUUAUCAAUAAUAUUUCUUCUGUUUCACCAAGUGUUUCAUUUAUUGGAUCAAGUAGUGCUAGUACUUUUGUAACCUCCAAUACUAAUGGUAGUAGUGUUAAACCGGAGGUCAAAAUGGUCAUGAAUGGACCUUUAAAUGCUGGUGGACCAUUAUUGAAACCUCAGAGUCUAACGUGGUAUAAAGCAGCAAGAGAGUCAUUGAGUUGUUCAGAGUCCAGUUCAGAAUCCAUGUCAUCUUUAAAGUCCAUAGCACAGCAAGCAGUAGUCAAUGCGGGUUUAGAAAAUCAGAUUCCUCCUCCAUCGUCAACGGAAACGGUGUCUAUAUCAACAGAAUCAAGGGUGCUGUUUAACAAUUCAGUGAUAACAUCAAUAGCACCUCAAGUUCCUCCACCGACUUCACCGUCACCGACUGACCAGCCGACACAGACAACCACAAUACGAUUGAAUCCUCUCCUAGGUGUUGCCCCUUUAGGGCCUGUACCAUUAAGUCGAGAACAUUUUUAUCAGUUAACAAUGUUAGAGGCUGCAUAUCAUCACCUGCCCCAUCCGUCUGACUCUGAAAGAAUUAGACAUUAUCUUCCUCGUCAUCCGUUCCCUACGCCGACAUAUUACCCACAACUUCCACCUCCUCAUGCAGACUCAGUGGACUACUUCUUUCAACGAUUAUCGACAGAAACAUUAUUUUUUAUUUUCUAUUAUAUGGAGGGUACAAAAGCUCAAUAUCUGGCAGCAAAAGCUUUGAAAAAACAGUCAUGGAGAUUUCAUACCAAAUAUAUGAUGUGGUUUCAACGGCACGAAGAACCAAAGACUAUCACUGAAGAUUUUGAACAGGGCACAUAUAUCUACUUUGACUAUGAAAAAUGGGCCCAGCGGAAAAAAGAAGGUUUCACCUUUGAGUACCGAUAUCUGGAAGAUCGAGAUUUAAAUUAAUGAGCUGAUGUCCAAACAAACUAUUGUUAACGUGGAUCUGUUUUAAACUGCCAUUUGAGUCUGAUGAGCCACAUUGUGUGCAGUAAUGACUUGUUACUAUGGUAACUUGUUACCCUGAAUGGUAACCUGCUGCAGUCUUUGCAGGGACAAUACUGCAUUGCAGUCAAAAUUAUUGUGAUAUGGAUGAAUGGGAGAGCAGGGAAGUGGCCACAUCUCUGAUCUCACAAACAUUGAUGGAUUAUCUCCCCUUCUCAUUUACAUAUGUAAAAUUGACAACAAUAAUGCUAUGAAGUUUGCAGGAGAGGUAAUUCAUUGAUGUUUCUCAUUUUCAUGGUUGAAUGGUCGUUAUGAAUGUCAAGUUUCAUUUUCAUGGUUCAUUUUAUAUGCAAAUGGUUGUUGAAAAAAAUAGAUGUUCAACCAAAGUUCUGCUCAACCGUGAAAUGUCUGCUGAGUUUGUCUAUGUGCUCUACUGAAUGAUAAGUCUCUACUAAUCAUAUGAAAGACUAGUCCUUUAAAAGAAGCAGUAACCUAAAGAUGUUGAAUUUUUUCCCAUUAUUUGUAUUUUAUCGUAAAUGACAAUCUAAAAUGAGAUUCCAGUCUCAUCUUUUUCUAUUGAAAUAAACGACAAAAAACCUAAAUCAGAAAAUUUUAGUUUCCAAUUCGUACAUGUAAAUUUGUUAAGAAAUUUGGAAAUUUAAAUCUUCUGACCUUACAUUAAGUAGUAAAACCAUGGACAAAAUGUACUCUUCAUUAUAUUAUAAUUAUUUUAUGCAAUGUGCAAUCAAAGCUAUUACUUAAACACACAUAAGUAUAAUGUAUAAUUUGCCACAGAAUGUUUUCCAGUGGAUAUUUUUGGUCGAAACAAUGAAAUCCUGUUAUAAGUGCUAUAGUACAGAUGAAUGGUUGUAUAAUUCCUAGAAAAUUUAACUAGUCUUUGAAAAAAAUACAAGUGCUGCAUAAUUUUGUCAUUUUUGCUAAAUAAAUUUUUUCUUAGGUCUAUAUUUUAAUUUGGAAACAUUUUAGAAAAUUUUGUUUGUUGAAAGCAUUCUGUAUAUACGUUAUUACAGUUUUUGUGCAAUGAAUUGGUUUUUAUUGUCUUAGUAGUCAAAUUAUAGUUUAUACAAGUUAUCAAUUUUGUUUAAAAAGUAAAGAUAAAUGUUUGAUUUUGCAAUACCGAUUAUUAUCUCAGUAUUAACAUGCUUUUACAGUCAAUAGACUCCUUGUUAUAACACAGCAAACUAUGUAAGCUUUCUUCUUUAUCUAUAUCAUACUGUAACCAUUACUAUAUCAAAAUACAUCUUGGCCAAUAUUAAAUCGGGAUCAAAAAAUUCAUUUAGAAUGAAAAUCUUUUUAAAAAAUAUUAGGAAUUUCAAAAAAUAUUUUAAUUCAUUGUGUAGAAAUGAAUUUUGUCAUUGGUCUUAAUUUUGCUAUUCUGACUCUAAAAAAAAACACUUGGGAGAUGUAAAAUUUGUUAUUCUAAGAUUUUAACUGUGCUAAAGUCUUUGUUUUCACACCGUUAGGUAUCUUGAAAUAAUUGUUUUCACUUUGAUUUUAAUUCCUUUACCUCAGAUACUUAAGAAAUGUAACAUAAUUUAUAGAAAGAAUUUUACAGUAUGUUUUGGAAAUGAAUCUGUUUGAAUAUGAUAUGUUGAGCUAAACUAAGGUUACAGUAACUUGAAUAUAUAAUGAUAUACUUUGAGCUAAUGGUAAUGUGACUGUUAACACUAACUCUAGUGACAGGUGUUUGUAGUAUAGGCUAAUCAUUCACAAUGACCACCGUUACUCAUGGUUAGAAUCAUUGGCCUAUAUUGACCACCUGUGUCAUAUGGAUAGUGUUGACAGACAGAAUUGUUCCAUGGAUUCUAACAACACCAUAUUUCGUUUGACAGUGGAGCCUAUUCUAUAAUUCUGAUGCUAAGAUGGGGAGAUGAUUUCUAAUUCAUUCAUGUUAUCUGAUAGGCAUUUAUAUAAAGGCUGUGUAGGACGCACAGGUAUUGGUGUACACAAAUUUUUUUAUCAAUAAUUUUGUUUAAUAUAUUUUUUUGAGGAAAUUCUAAAGUUCUUUUGUCAAGUUUACAAAUAUUUUUCUUCAAGUUCUUUUUUGUUCAAAAUAGGGGGUUAAUUUUGUGAGCUGUGCUCAGGGUUUAAUUUUUUGCAAACCACAGUCUAGUCAUUUUGGCAUUUUGUGAUGAAGCAGGAAAGAAAUUUGAGAUUAUCUCCCCUUGAAA
This is a messenger RNA of Mytilus californianus (California mussel), 4513 nucleotides long. RefSeq names its product CCR4-NOT transcription complex subunit 3-like. Gene Ontology annotation, cellular component: nucleus; P-body; CCR4-NOT core complex. Bases 147 to 2285 code for a protein of 712 amino acids. Gene Ontology annotation, biological process: regulation of DNA-templated transcription; nuclear-transcribed mRNA poly(A) tail shortening. The record is from RefSeq and is a predicted model, not a curated record. The transcript is spliced from 19 exons. Lineage: Eukaryota; Metazoa; Mollusca; Bivalvia; Mytilida; Mytilidae.